GGAGUCACGGUAUACGUUCUCGAUUCUGGCAUCCAUGCUAGCCAUGAGGACUUUGAAGGAAGAGCCUCCAGUGCUGCCAAUUUUGUCUCCAAUGAAGACGACGACGAUUAUGCUGGACAUGGUACGCAUGUUGCGGGUACUAUUGCUGGUAAAACAUAUGGUGUCGCCAAAAAAGCUACGAUCAAGUCAGUCAAAAUCUUGGACAAGCAUGGGGAUGGAACCACUGCGGGAUUAUUGAAGGCUCUAGCUUACGUUGCUUCGCAUGCUACUCCUGGUAAAUCGGUCAUCAACUUGUCCUUAAGCGGACCAAAGUCACAAUUAGUGGAAGAUGCCAUCAAAGAAACAGCCAAGAAUCACAAUGUCCCAAUGUUCGUAUCUGCCGGUAACACUGGAGACGAUGCAUGCAAGUACCUCCCGGCCGCCAGUAGCCAUGUCUUCACUGUUGGAGCAACUGACGAAAAGGAUAUCAUUGCUUACUAUUCUUCUGUUGGCGAGUGUGUUCGUAUGUACGCUCCAGGGUCAGGCAUCAUAAGCGCUUGGAUGGGUGACAACAGUGCUACCAUGAAAUUGGACGGAACUAGUAUGGCCAACCCGCAUGUUGCUGGAAUAGCUGCAGCCCUGUUGUCAAAGGAAAAAUAUUCCGACAUAGAACAACUGUAUGCAGACUUGGAAAGCAGAGGCACAAAAGAUAUAUUGCAAAUGUCAGCUAGCUUCAGCAGUAAUAAUUUGCCAUUCAAAAACGUAAUGGCUUACGCUGGAUAA
This is a messenger RNA of Umbelopsis ramanniana AG, 762 nucleotides long. RefSeq lists its product as uncharacterized. The record is from RefSeq and is a predicted model, not a curated record. NCBI's taxonomy places the organism in Eukaryota, Fungi, Mucoromycota, Umbelopsidomycetes, Umbelopsidales, Umbelopsidaceae. Gene Ontology annotation, biological process: proteolysis. The transcript is spliced from 2 exons. The annotation marks the transcript as partial. Gene Ontology annotation, molecular function: serine-type endopeptidase activity.